UUGGUUUCCCGAUGGCGGCCACGAUGACAAUCCUGUCCUGGGGUCUGGUAGACUACGAGGAUGCCUACCAAAAGGCCGGGGAGUUGGAGAAUAUGCGCAAUGCUAUCAAAUGGGGAACCGACUACUUCUUGAAAUGUCAUACAAGCGAUAAUGAAUUCUACGGACAGGUAGGCGAAGGUAAUGAAGAUCACGCCGUGUGGGGUCGACCUGAGGACUGGCCUAAAACGGGGAAAGUUAGACCGGCUUAUAAGGUCACGACCGCAAAGGGAGGCAGCGAUUUAUUGGGCGAGACAUCGGCAGCACUGGCGGCGGCGUCCAUAGCCUUCGCGAAGUCUGAUCCGACAUAUUCCGCGACACUUCUAACUCACGCCAAGUCUUUGUAUACCUUUGCGGACAAACAUCGGUCCGUUUAUACGGCAGAGAUCACAGACGCAGCAAAUUUCUACAGGCCUUCCGGCUUUGGCGAUGAGUUGGCCUGGGCUGCCACGUGGCUGCUCAGGGCUACCAAUGAUAGCCAUUAUAAGGCAGAAGUGGACAAACACUUCAAUGAAUUUGGCAAACAAUUGAUGGGAAAGCCCACACAGUUUGGAUGGGACGAUAAGACCGCUGGAGUACAGGUGCUGUUGGCUGAGGUGACUGGCGAUCAGAAGUAUAAGACUUUGGCUAAAACUUUUUGCGAUUGGAUUGUCAAUACCGCUCCCAAAACACCAAAAGGUAUGGUGUACCUGGAUCAAUGGGGCACACUUAGACACGCCAGUAAUGUGGCAUUCGUUUGCCUCCAGGCGGCAAAAUUGGGCGUCAAUCCGGACGCCUACCGAAAGUUUGGUGAAAAGCAAAUCGGAUACGUAUUAGGCGAUACGGGCAGGAGUUUUGUGGUGGGCGUAGGGGUUAACCCACCCUCACACCCCCAUCACAGAGCGUCCUCGUGCCCGGAUGAGCCGAAAGUGUGCGACUACUCAGCCAUGUCUAACCCGGGUCCCAAUCCCCACGUGCUUACCGGUGCUAUGGUAGGCGGGCCCGACCAGCAUGAUGCCUACGUUGACAAACGGGACGAUUAUGUGCACAACGAGGUGGCCAUGGAUUAUAACGCCGGCUUUCAGAGCUCGUUGGCAGCCCUCCUACACCUCCAGACUAUUUAGAUUACGAUUAUUGUAAUGUUUACUCAAAGAGUUUUCACCUUGGAUUAAUUUUUAUUUUAUAUCAAGAUUUUUUGUAUUUAUUACAUCUAAUUGUUUUAUGUUUUUAUAAUUUAAUGAUGGAC
This is a messenger RNA of Oppiella nova, 1261 nucleotides long. The record is from the annotation of a GenBank genome assembly. NCBI's taxonomy places the organism in Eukaryota, Metazoa, Arthropoda, Arachnida, Sarcoptiformes, Oppiidae.